CCCCUCAUCUUGCAAGCAUGGAAAAUUUUGAAAACCUUUUAACUUGUUGUUUAAAACCAGAAAAAGUUUUCCACCCCCUGAAUUGAAACCAACGAUUAUGGCUUACCUCUCCCGUGGAUGAGUUUCGGAAUAUGAGAAGUGAAACAAUGCCCCAUCCAACAUCAACACCAAUUCCACCAGCAGGUAUAGAUAGCAUGCCACUUUUAGGGGAGAUUUUCAUGUCUAAAAGAAUGACAUACAUUUUUGGCGAGCGAGAGCGAGCAUGUAAAUUUUUUACACGUACCUUUUUAGAAUGACAUUCCAUUAUUUGCGUGUAGUUAGAAUCACAUAGAACUUUACGGUGUGUGCAGUGCCUGAUUGCCCAUCACAUGAUAAGAAAAAAUCCCACA
Geodia barretti is the source of this 389-nucleotide messenger RNA. NCBI's taxonomy places the organism in Eukaryota, Metazoa, Porifera, Demospongiae, Tetractinellida, Geodiidae. The record is from the annotation of a GenBank genome assembly.